UGCCUUUGACCCGGAACUUUGGUGCUUCGAUGCCGCUUAAAGACACUUGCGUAGCCGGAAGUCCCGGCGGGUACCUAGGGUCCAACCUGGCUUCCGCAGCCCGCUGCGGCGGUUACUGUGGCGGAGAGACUUGCUAUGGAAGCCAUGGCAGCUGCGGCGGUGGCAGAGAGGAAGGUGGCCGAUAACGACUGCGCAGAGCCCAGAUGUGUGCACUGGGGGGAGCUGAGCCCGACUUCCACUCCACCUGGACCCCAGGAGAAGGAGACGACAGCAGAGAGAAUAGCAGGCAUCCCCUGCGGUGACAGCUCCCAGACAGAGAGUCCGGCCGUGAGGGCCAUGCUGCACGCUGUCGCUGCCAGCCACCUGCCUGUGUGCAGUCAGCAGCAGGGCGAGCCUGAUCUCACAGAGCCUGAGAAGGUGGCCAUCCUGGGCCAGCUGUAUCACAGGAAGCCACUGGUGUUCCUGGAGCGCUUCCGCACAGGCCUGCGGGAAGAGCACCUGGCCUGCUUCGGCCAUGUGCGUGGAGACCACCGCGCUGAUUUCUACUGUGCCGAGAUAGCCCGGCAAGGCACGGCACGGCCUCGAACCCUGCGCACCCGCCUGCGUAACCGGCGUUACGCUGCCCUGCGUGAGCUCAUCCAAGGAGGCGAGUACUUUAGCGACGAGCAGAUGCGGUUCCGGGCCCCGCUACUGUACGAGCAGUACAUAGGGCAGUACCUCACGCAGGAAGAGCUCAGUGCCCGCACACCGGCCCCGCAGGCCCCCAGGUCCGGCUCCCCCGGCACGCCGGCCUACCCACUGUCCGACCUGCUGUUUCAGUCCUACCAGGAGCGGGAGCUGCAGCAGAAGCUGCUCCGGCAGCAGGAGGAGGAAGAGGCCUGCCUGGAGGAGGAGGACAGCGAUGAGGAAGACCAGACGUCAGAUAAAGAUGCAGAGGCCUGGGUACCGGACUCGGAAGAGAGGCUCAUCCUUCGAGAGGAGUUCACCAGCCGCAUGCACCAGCGAUUCCUGGAUGGCAAAGAUGGGGGCUUCGACUACAGCUUUCCUCCUGUAGCGCGGUGGACGACAACCCUGACUUCGACAACCUGGACAUCGUGGCGCGCGAUGAGGAGGACCGGUACUUUGAUGAGGAGGAGCCUGAGGAUGUGUCCAGUGCAGAGCCAGAGGGGGACUGACAGCGCCUACCCUGCUCACCCCGCAGGCCCCUGAUUACAAGCGGGCUAGUGACUCAGGCCUUCAAGACAGGCCCCCUGGACUUGGCCCGCCUCAGACAAUGCCUCCCUUCUGUGGAGGGGUUCCUACUCUUCUCUGAACAUCACUGCCCCUCUUGCUCCGGCCCCACCUGUGUUCUCUCUUUGAGAUAGCAUCCUGUUGUGUAGCACUAACUUGCCUGUUACUUGCUUUGUAGCUGAGGCUGGCCCGAAACUCAGUGCUCCUGCCUCGGCUUCCUGCAUGCUGUGUGUACAGGCAGAUCCCUGUGCCCUGUCUACCCAUCCUGUUCUUACCCUCCCUCCCUUCAUGCCACUGCCCUGCCUCUCGCUUCCCAGGUCUCUAACUUCUGUGCGUCCACCUCUGCCCACCGCAGCCGGGUCACAGGUGCUGUGCCCACAGCAGGGCCCUGACAUUGUCUGCUGGCUGCAGCUAUCACAUGGAUGCUAGUAUGCUAGCGUCAAGCUCCCGAUGCCCAGCAGAGCUCUUGAGUUUCUCCACCUCUCUGCCAGCGUCCUCCUCAUCCUUGGUCACGUCCCAAGUUAUCUCCAGGCCUCUAUGUCUGCCCCUCUGUCUCGGCCUUUACGACUCUGGUUCUCUGGGCCCCCUCCCCCAGACCUGGCAGCUAACGGCAGCAGCAGCCUUCCCUGUGGGUGGAGGUGAGGGGAACCCAGGUGGCACCAGCCUCGGCUGCUCCUAUUAGACACUGGCUGGGGUGCUGGCAGAGGCAGAGCUGGGUACCACAGGGCCAGCCUGAGUGUAAGAGGAGCAUGAAGAGGGGGCUCUCCCCUAGCAGCCCCCCUUCCCAGCCACAAUUUUCCUUCUCCUCACUCCCUCCUCCCCCUCCCCCUCCUGUUUACACUCCCCAAAUACGCACAGGCUGUUAUCAUGGGUCUUGAGUCAUCACACAGACACACAGCCUGCCCCAGUGUCCCUGCCCCCAGCCGGCCACAGGGCCCGCCCCACAGAGCCCCCUGCUGCCCUGGGCUAAUGAAAGCCAGAUGGCUGCCUGUGACUCAGCCGUGGCUGUGGGAACCCAGACAGCCUACCUUCCCAUGCCCCACACCCGGCCUUUGCUUUGUGUCCCCAGCAGACAGAAGCGACCUGCUUCUGUGGGGAUGGAGGCUAGCGUCUGGCCUGAGGUUCCAGACUGCUCUGGCCAUACCUAAAGGACCCUCAACACUGCUUUGUAACGCCAAGGUCCUGACCCUGGGUCUUGGCCCUGCCCUCUUGUCUCCAACUCGCCCUGUGGGGCAGAGGUCUUUCUCUUAAACUGCUGGGAGACCCUCAACGGCUCAGCCUGGGCCAGGCCUGAGUGACACCCCCUAACAGCCCUGGAAACAACACUGUCAGCUGCCACUUGUCACAAAGGAUGAAAAGGGCCCAGAAGUAACCGUCAGCAUCUUGAGACCACCUGGCCUCCCAGGCAGAUUGGAACACCGUAACAUGCACAGCAUUUGGCCUGUGUGCCACCACGUGACCUCAUUGGACAGCGGUGGAGAUGCAAAGACAGACUUCCUCACAUCGUAGGGGACUGUAGAAGGGGCAGGUGACAGAUUGUUACACCUCUACUCUUACCUCCCAGAGGACACAGUGAAUCCACACUGGGACCCCACCACACUGGGCAGGAGCCAGGGGGACUCUUUUGGGAAGUUGUGGCUUAAGUCUUUAUCACAGUUGACCAGUGUUCUGUCCAAUCAUUAAACGUAUUUAAGAUAGUAA
Messenger RNA from Apodemus sylvaticus (European woodmouse), 2931 nucleotides. RefSeq names its product coiled-coil domain containing 97 (gene Ccdc97). Bases 136 to 1209 code for a protein of 357 amino acids. NCBI's taxonomy places the organism in Eukaryota, Metazoa, Chordata, Mammalia, Rodentia, Muridae. The transcript has 5 exons. The record is from RefSeq and is a predicted model, not a curated record.